CCCACUUAGUUCACUUUUUCACUCUCAUUUUUCUCUUUCUUAAUCCAAAUAUGUUAAAGCCACCCAACGUGUCCCUCAUCUUUCAGCAUUAAUCUUAAAAAACUGUAUCACUGUUCCUAGUUCCUUCCUAUGAUACUAUAAUACUAAUGUUUUCUUUAACAAGUAGCACUGAAGUUGUUUGUAGGUAGGACCAAACCAACCCAAAGGGAUAUACUAACGUACGCCACAGGGACAGUUAACUUAUUAUAAGCCCACAAACAAACCAAGCCUUUUUUUUUUAACUCACAACACAGCACCAAUAGAAGCAGUGACACUUUUCUUUGUCUCUCACAAAAAUGGAUAAUGGUUGCUUCUCUUCCCCUCGACGUGAUUUUCCUGCUGGCUUGAGAGUUCUUGUUGUGGAUGAUGAUCCAACGUGGCUCAAGAUCCUUGAGAAGAUGCUCAAGAAGUGCAAUUAUGAAGUGACUACAUGUUGUUUAGCAAGGCAUGCUCUAAACUUGCUUCGUGAAAGGAAAGAUGGAUAUGAUAUAGUGAUCAGCGACGUAAACAUGCCUGACAUGGAUGGUUUUAAACUUCUUGAGCUUGUUGGGCUUGAGAUGGAUCUUCCUUUCAUUAUGAUGUCUGUUGAUGGAGAAACAAGCAGGGUCAUGAAAGGCGUUCAACAUGGAGCAUGUGAUUAUCUCCUUAAGCCUAUUAGGAUGAAAGAGCUGCGAAACAUAUGGCAACAUGUCUUUAGAAAAAGGAUACAUGAGGCAAGAGAAUUUGAAAGUUUUGAGAGUUUUGAGAACAUUCACUUGAUGAGAAAUGGAUCAGAGCAAUCAGAUGAUGGGAACUUGUUUGCUGUGGAAGAUGUGACCUCAACAAAGAAAAGAAAAGAUGCAGAUAACAAACACUAUGACAAAGAAUGUUUGGAUCCAUCUUUCACUAAGAAAGCUAGAGUAGUCUGGUCUGUAGAUCUUCAUUAGAAGUUUGUUAAAGCUGUGA
Cajanus cajan (pigeon pea) is the source of this 984-nucleotide messenger RNA. RefSeq names its product two-component response regulator ORR26. Gene Ontology annotation, biological process: phosphorelay signal transduction system; cytokinin-activated signaling pathway. NCBI's taxonomy places the organism in Eukaryota, Viridiplantae, Streptophyta, Magnoliopsida, Fabales, Fabaceae. The record is from RefSeq and is a predicted model, not a curated record.